Messenger RNA from Camellia sinensis, 2647 nucleotides. Its product is annotated as cation/H(+) antiporter 15. Gene Ontology annotation, biological process: regulation of pH; proton transmembrane transport. Gene Ontology annotation, cellular component: endomembrane system; membrane. Gene Ontology annotation, molecular function: antiporter activity. The record is from RefSeq and is a predicted model, not a curated record. Lineage: Eukaryota; Viridiplantae; Streptophyta; Magnoliopsida; Ericales; Theaceae.
AUGGCAUCAGGAUCAUCCGAAUCGUACCAUGUUAUAAUGAAAGGAACGACGCUUAUUGUUUGCCAGGACUAUGAAAGUGUUGCUUCAAGGGGCAUCUGGAAGCAUAGUAACCCUUUGAAAUUUGCUACACCUCUUCUGUUGCUUCAACUCUCUAUGAUUUCCCUCACCACCGUGUUGAUUGAUUUUUGUCUCCAACCACUCGGACAAUCAACUAUCGUAUCAAAAAUCUUUGCUGGCAUAGUGUUUGGCCCCUCACUCUUGGGACAUGAAGUUGUCUUAAGCUCUAGGCUGUUUCCUCCGAGUGGCGCCAUGGUCAUGGAAACAUUCGCCACAUUCGGCCUCAUGUUCUUCUUCUUCCAAGUAGGAGUUCAGAUGGACUCAAGCAUGAUGGUUAAACCGGGGCGAAUCGCCAUGGCCAUAGGCAUCUCGGUAAUGUUCUUCACACUCUCACUCGGCAUUGCACUCUCUCUCCUUCUCAAAACCUACGUCCCCAUGGAUGACAGCCUUGCGAGCUCGCUUCCUUUCAUAGCAGCGGCGCAAAGCCUAACACCGUUCCCCAACAUUGCUUGCCUACUAACCGAGCUCAAGAUCCUCAACACCGACCUAGGCCGCCUCGCAAUUUCCUCCUCAAUGUUCUGUGAUGUAAUUGGCAUUGCCUUAACCGCGGUUGGAUUUUCAAUGAUUGGAAACUCCGGUAUAUUACGAGCAUUUCUUGCAGUUUUAUCAACAGUGGCUCUGGUGGUGGUGGCGGUGUACUUUUUCCGGCCAACGGCAGUGUGGUUUCAAAGUCGCACACCUGAAGGGAAAGUUAUCGGGGAGAAGUAUAUGAGUUUAAUAUUUACUAUGGUUAUUGUAGCCGGUUUUGCAAGCGAGGCGAUUGGGCAACAUUUUAUCUUGGGACCGUUGAUUUUUGGGUUGGCGGUGCCCGAAGGGCCGCCAUUAGGAGCCGCCAUUGUGGCAAAGCUGGAUAGUUUGGUUUCGGGGUUUCUAUAUCCUACAUUUCUCACUGUCAGUGGAUUGAAAACAAAUGUAUUCAAGAUUCAUUUGCAGUCUGCUUGGAUUGUGAUGUUCUUGGUUUUGUUUUCAAGCUUUGUUAAGAUUGGGGCUGUAUUAUUGCCUACAUACUUUACUGAUAUACCAGUACAAGAAGCUGUUGUGCUUGGGUUGAUGAUGAAUAUCAGAGGCAUUUGUGAGCUCGUUGUUUUCAACUUGUGGAGACAUGGUGAGAUUCUGACCGAUCAAGAGUUCACUUUGUCUGUCAUCUCAGUAAUAGUAGUGACAGGAAUCACAACACCGCUGAUACGAUUCCUCUAUGAUCCAUCUAGGCAUCAACUUCCGAUCAAAAGAAAGAACAUUCAACAAGCGAAGCGCGACGCAGAGCUGCGAAUUCUAGUAUGCAUCCAUAACCAAGACAACGUGCCCUCAAUCGUAAACCUUCUAGAAGCCUCCAACGCCACUGAAGAGAGCCCCAUUGUAGUUACUGCCCUCCUUCUUGUUGAGCUUGCGGGCCGGAGCACCCCAAUGCUCAUAGCCCACCAACGAAAACCAAUCCACGAGACAAACACAAGCAGCUCUAGGUCUGGCCGCACCAUCAAUGCCUUCCAUCACUACGAGCUCUACAACGAAGGUCGUGUCACAGUCCAAACAUUCAGUGCCAUCUCUCAUUUUGAAACAAUGCACGAAGACAUUUUUCGUAUGGCGCUCAACCAAAACGUCACUAUUGUUAUCGUGCCGUUUCACAAAAUCUGGGCCAUUGAUGGCUCUAUUGGUUCAACGAAUCGCGCCAUCCAAAACAUGAACAUCAAGGUCCUCAACAAGGCACCGUGCUCCGUUGGCAUCCUCAUUGAUCGUGGAAUCCUCAACGGCUCGUCGUACAUAUUCCACGACCAUUCAGCAUAUCGUGUCGCCGUGAUCUACAUUGGCGGCCCAGACGACAUAGAGUCACUAUCCUACGGUGCUCGAAUGGCAAACCAUGAAAAUGUCACUCUAACAAUUUUUCGCAUCCUUCUCUUUGGUAGCGAUAGCGCAAGAGAACGCAAGCUCGAUAACGAUUUGAUCAAUCAAGUCCGGCGCGCUAAUGCCGGGAAUGAGCGUUUUUCGUAUCAAGAAGAGGUGGUGAGAGAUGGGGUAGGGUUGGCUGCAUGUAUUAGAAGAUUGGAAGAUUGUUUUGACCUAAUCAUAGUUGGGAGGCACCAUCAAGAGUCAGCUUUGUUGCAAGGGCUAGGGGCAUGGAGUGAGUGCCCGGAACUCGGUGUUAUCGGAGAUAUGCUCGCCUCGCCGGAUUUUGGUAUGGCAACGUCAGUGUUGGUGGUUCAACAACAAAGAGUGCUAGGAGGGAAGGUGAUGACUCGGGCUACGAAGCCCAGUGUUAGAGAUGUAAUUGUCCCGGGCCGGCCAAGCCAUGGGGGAGGAGGAGCAACAACACCAUCACGUGAAAAUGCAACCUCAUGGGCUAUUUCAAUGGAUAGAACUUAGAGAAACUAACUUUAGAUGGUAAUUCACAUUUUGUUAGCCCACUUCAAUUUGGUUUGUUUUUACCUGUUUGUCCUUGUAUAUAAGAAAAAUUGGUAUAAAUAGAGAAUUUCUUUCCAUUAUUUUGGGAAGGAAAGAAUAGGAGCUAAUGAAAGAAAAGAAAUGAUUCUCUGAG